UGUUUCAUGCAAAGCACAUAGUAGAAUAAUCUAGAUAGAGUAAUUAGUGUGUGUAAAUGUGUGUGUAAAUGAGUAUAUUUAUCUGCUUGUAUAAAGAGUAUUUAGGAGGAUUGAUUUGAGAUUAUUUUAUUAAAACAAAAGACAAAUUAGCCUUUAACAGAUAUGUACUUCCCUUUCUGUCAGUUUGCUUCUUAAGAAUGCUGUCUUUUUAUUGAGGAUAGUUUGAGUAGUGGGACACAGCAGUUGUUUUAAUAUACUUGUAAAUAUUAAUGUUUAUAUAGAGUCUAUCUAGUCACAGUUAUCUGUUUGUAUAUAUCAGUACUAUUUCCUUUGAGAUAUUAAAAAAAAAAAGAGUGAGUUGCAGAGAGAGACAGAGGGGGAGAUUUAAUCAUGGGAGAGAUGGAACAUCAGUUCAAAGAUUUGCUGUCUCUGACUUUCUUCUGCCUAUAAAAUCUUGUGAGUUUCAGGUGGUUUUUAAGGUUAAAUUAUCGAGAUGGACUUUACAGAUUCUACCAAAGUUGUCUACAAUAGAAUCCAGAAACUAGAACCAGAAAAUGUGUCUAAGAUUAUUGGUUAUCUACUGUUGCAAGAUCAUGGUGAGAGGGAGAUGAUUAGAUUAGCAUUUAGCCCGGAUAAUGUACUUCUCUCUUUGAUUGAGAAAGCUAAAACUGGAUUGUCGUCCAAGCCAGUAGCUUCUCUUUCGGUUUCACCUCCUCAGAUGAGCCCUACACCAAUCUCAGAGCUUCCCUUGCAGUUCACCUCAUUCUCGGCAUCUCGGUCCUUUCCAUCUCUGAAUUCAGCGCUUAGAGUCCCCAAUCCUUACUGGGAUCCCCAAGUUCCUGCAGAGCAGCUGCCAGUUCGUAACUUGGAAUAUGUCCCACUAGGGUACACAGAAUCUGCUCUGGAUGAUUAUCGUCUGCAGAACCAGCUUCAGUUUUUCUCAUUGGAAGAUCAAAUGGAUGCUAUCAACUCAAAUCAGUCUGAUGUGUCAGGCAGUUACUAUUUGCCUAAAACUGCAGUUGGCCCGAGAGCCAACCGAAGGUCUCCAAGUUUGCCUGAAUUUCCGGUCAAGGUUUGCCACUACUUCAGUAAAGGAUUUUGUAAACAUGGAAGCAACUGUCGCUACUUUCAUGGCCAUCUGAUACCAGAAAGCUUCUCUCAAGUGUACCAUUCGAAUACAAAUGAAGUUGUUAAUGAAGAUCAGGAUUUUUCACCUGGAUCGCUUGAGAAGCUCGAAGUGGAGAUCACUGAACUCUUGAAAUCGAGAAGAGGGUUCCCAGUGUCAAUUGCUUCCUUACCGAUGUUAUAUUAUGAGAAAUAUGGGAAGACACUUCAAGCUGAGGGGUAUCUUACAGAGAGCCAGAGACAUGGAAAAGCUGGUUAUAGCUUGACUAAGCUUCUUGCCCGACUCAAGAACAGCAUUAGGCUUAUAGACAGACCUCAUGGUCAGCAUUGUGUCAUAUUGGCAAAAGAUGUUCCGGAGUAUAUGGACUUCAAUGGAGAAAGAAAUGAGCAUGGCGGAACAGUGACUGGCUCUCGCCAGAUAUAUCUGACUUUUCCUGCUGAGAGCACUUUCACGGAGCAAGACGUUUCCAACUAUUUCAAUAAAUAUGGACCUGUUCAAGAUGUUAGGAUUCCUUGCCAGCAGAGAAGAAUGUUUGGGUUCGUGACUUUUGUUUACCCAGAGUCAGUAAAACAGAUUCUGGCUAAAGGGAAUCCUCAUUUUGUAUGUGGUGCGCGUGUUCUUGUAAAGCCUUACAGGGAAAAAUCAAGGCUUUCCGAGAGGAAGUUCUCUGAAAAAGUUCAGCAUCCAAUGUACUAUGGUUCUCAUAUUGUUGAUGCAGAAACUGAUAUACACUCAAUCCCUAGAUUUUAUGAUAAUUCAGGCAUGCUGAGGAAGCACGUUAUGGAGGAGCAGGAACGUCUACUUGAGUUUGAAAGAAUGCGCUUCUCUGAGAUGCAAAUAGCAGCUAAAUCCAUGAACCAUCAUCAAUACUUUGGCUAUGCACCAAACGAAAUGAAGAUUUCUGAAGCACAUGAAGAACAGCCGGACUUCCCAUCUGCCGAACGAUUCAAUUACUUGUUAGAUGUUCUGAAUAAUGGUUCUGGUAAUACUGAAGAGACUAUCAAGCACAUAGAGACCAAAUACAGUGAUCAGGAGAGCACUCAGGGACUAAACCUUCCAGACAGUCCGUUUGCGUCUCCAAUGACGAGCAGGAUUUCGACAGCUACAUAGUUUCUGCAACAGAGAAGGUCACAGAUAUAGGGUGCUCUAUUAUACUACAGAAGCGGCAGAUUAUAAAUAACUGUAUACCAGUCUCAGAGUAGUUCGUGUUUAUCUUGGAGUCAGAUACCUAGUCAUGAAGAGCAAAAGAUGGUUUCUCGGUGUUCUCUUCAGCUAAAGUUAGAAGGUACCGCAAAGAAUAGCGGUACAGACAAAAUGUUACAAGUUGAGGGUUUUUUAGAUUUAGUCUGGACUCUGAAGUAGACUUGUUAGUAUAAUCUUACUUAGCAAAAGAAGAAAGGAAGUAGCAGUACAAGCAGAAAUUAAGUUAAAGAAAUGUAGGGGUCUCUGCAGGGCUAAGAAAGAAGUUAUAAUAAAUAUACUAGUUCAUACAUAAUCGAUAUUCAGCUGGACUUCAUGAAUUGUUUCAUCUAUGCUUUGCUUGAUAUAUGUUAAGUUGUUCGGACCGA
Molecule: messenger RNA, 2694 nt
Organism: Daucus carota subsp. sativus
Lineage: Eukaryota; Viridiplantae; Streptophyta; Magnoliopsida; Apiales; Apiaceae
Product: zinc finger CCCH domain-containing protein 18
Exons: 8
Coding region: 494-2236 (580 amino acids)
Molecular function (GO): RNA binding; metal ion binding
Source: RefSeq, a predicted model, not a curated record